AUGGAAAACAUGAGCAAUGUGACCCUGUUCUCGUCGUUGAACAGUGUGACGAUGCCAUGGCUGACCCGCAAUGAAAGCACGACGAGCUGGGAGCCGAGCGGCCUAUCGGAGGGCGCGCAUUCAGGGAAAUUACCGACGAGGAUAUUCGAGCUGGUCUUAAUUCUGAGUCUGAUGGUGAUCCAAUGCGGCCUGAUGCAUCCGAAGUUCGAAGGCUCCUCCUCAGCCCGCUUGACGCGCUUAUCACUCGGCCCACUGAUCAUCGGAUGGUGGGCAUGUUAUCCGUUCAGACUGCCCGUCGUGCCGCUCGAGGAACGCAACAUUCUUCCCGGCUUCAUCGCCGCCAUGAUGAUCUUCAAGGCCGUCGAAUGGACCUUCGACGCCGGCCCUUACCGUCUUCGCAGCUUGACGAAAUCCGCCGACGGUCGUCCCGUUUGGCAGAAAGAGGCAACAAGCGAUAAACUUGCACCCGAGAAAGAUACCCCGUCUGGUCUCGGCGACUUUGUCUUAUGGAUCUUCUUACAAUUUGGCGCUCAGCGUGGAUUCAGAUGGUCAUGGGGCCCUGCAGCCAAAGGCAACGAGAGUUCAUUUCUCCGCGCAUUCCUCGAAGUAGUCCGCCUGCAUCUAGUCCUUCUACCAUGUCUAGGAUUUGUGCUCUAUUCGCAAGACUUCACUACUUAUAGUUUCGACUCACGGAAAGCGCUCAUCAGUCUAGGCGUGCCAUCCUUCCCAGGUCUAGGACUGUUAGCAUGUGGACUACACUCGAUGUGUGCAAUGUUCGUAAUAUCGACCUCUAUAGAGAUGAUGUCAUCGGUGCCGGCACUACUCUCGUAUCCGCUCUACCCAUUGCUCAAACGCACCCGCCUUCCCCCCAACCUCGUCGAGCUCGUCAAUCCAGUCAAUUUUCCUCCCCAGUUCGGCCCAAUGUUCGAGCUCUCUUCUCUGGCCCAUUUCUGGGGAAAGACUUGGCACCAAAAGUUCCGCCGUCCUUUCCUCUUCUGUGGGGGUAAGCCGGCCAUGUCCCUUGCGAGAGCUUUAGGCGGCUCGACAAACGUUCAGAAAGUCUGCGGCGUCAUGGGCGUCUUUGCGCUUAGUGGACUUUUCCAUGAAUAUCCCAUGUACGCAUUCCAACGGGAGCCGCAUCCAUAUCCGCGGGAAUUAUUCAAGACCUUACCAGCCAGUUUCUUAUUCUUCUUUGUCCAAUCCUUUGGACUGAUCCUCGAGCCGUUCAUUAUCCCACAUAUCCCCAAACGACUGGGAGGGGCCAAGCUCUGGACGUGUGCAUUCUUGUUCCUUACUGCCCCGCUCUUCACCCGUGAUAUCUGUCGUCCUCCCGGCAUGUUCGGUCAAUACCGUCAUCCUCAACAAUGGACUUGGCUUGAUCUCGUCAUCCCUGCUCCCCUUGCGGCGAGGAUUUUAUCUAACAAAUAA
This is a messenger RNA of Puccinia triticina, 1428 nucleotides long. RefSeq lists its product as uncharacterized. Bases 1 to 1428 code for a protein of 475 amino acids. NCBI's taxonomy places the organism in Eukaryota, Fungi, Basidiomycota, Pucciniomycetes, Pucciniales, Pucciniaceae. The transcript has 3 exons. Gene Ontology annotation, biological process: lipid metabolic process. The record is from RefSeq and is a predicted model, not a curated record.